Molecule: messenger RNA, 8180 nt
Organism: Falco peregrinus (peregrine falcon)
Lineage: Eukaryota; Metazoa; Chordata; Aves; Falconiformes; Falconidae
Gene: ERICH3
Product: glutamate rich 3
Exons: 15
Source: RefSeq, a predicted model, not a curated record
UUGGGAGAAAUCAAAUCCUGACACACUACUUGUCUCUAGAACCUGAAAUCGGUUAGUUGUUUUACCUGUAUGUCCUCUACAAACAAUUGGCUCCUUUCAGAAAAUUGGAUACUGUGUUGAACUCUUGCUGACGUUCAAGCAUUUGAGUGUCUUCAUUGUACUUGGCAGACAUAUUUAAAACAAAACCCCAUGCCUGAUCUCUGUUUUUGCAUGGUGGGUUGGUUUAGCUUUUUUUUUUGGUUUGGUUUGGUUUUGGGUUUUUUUUGUGUGGGUGGUGGUAUUUUGUUUGCUUGUUUGGUUGUGCUUUUUUUUAGAGUAGUUGGAAUUGAAAUAUUUUCCCAGCUUACAGGCAUGUUAGUAUACAAAUACUAGGUACACUAAAAAGUGUGGAAGAAAAUUGUUGACUUAUUUACACAGAAAACAUUGCAGGUGAUAGCAUCUGUCACCUGUAAGGUCCUCCUUCUUGCUAAGUGACUUACCCUUGGAGGAGACCAGGGACAGCUGGAUCAUUACAACUGAUGCAGUGCCAGCUUCUUUAAAACCUGUCUCAGAAAAUAUCCAGUCUUUCUGCUUGAUUUUUCUCUUGUGCAUAGCUAUGCAAAGAGAUGUAAAAUACUUGCUUGCAAAUGAGAUAAUAUGGCUUUACUUCCUUCCACUCUCCAAGUGCAGUCCUAACAGACCUGGAAGUGGGUCUAGACAUUAAUAGUCCUGGUCUUCAUGUGGUCGUCCCCAACAGCCAUGUCCCUUGUGCUGUCACUGCUAAAUGGAUGAAAGUAUUUUGGCACCUUGUUAAUGGCAAGUUGAUUGUUUACUAUAAGUGGGUGGAAAUUGAUAGAGGAUUUUCUUUAGAGCUCUAGCAAAAAGACAUUUUUUUUGUGCUGUUGUAGUUGAUUUGAGUAACAGUGGUGUAAGUGCAGAAUCAUAGAAUGGUUUGGGUUGGAAGGGACCUUCACUCCAACCUCCUUGCUGCGGGCAGGGCCAUCUUUCACUAAGCCCAAUCCAACCUUGAACACUUCCAGGGAUGGGGCAUUCAUAGCUUCUCUGGGCAGCCUGUGCCAGUGCCUCACUGCCCUCUUUGUAGAAGAGUCCUUCCUUAGGUCCAGCCUAAACCUGGCCUGUUUCUAUUUACAACCAUUGCCCUUACUAAAAAGUCCAUCUCCAUCUUUCUUAUAAGCCCUAUUUAAGUACUGGCAGGCUGCUACGAGGUCUCCCUGGAGCCUUCUCUUCUCCACACUGAACAGCCCCUGCACUCCCCGCCUUGCCUCACAGCAGAAGUGAUUGUUGAGUAUGUCUGCAUUUUCCAGGUCGGUUGUCACCAGCUCUCCUGUCUUACUUACUGUGGGUGGUACAUUUUCUUUAUUCUUCCUUUUCUGGCCAACAUAUCCAUAAAGGCUUGUACCAUUCUUUGCAUCCUUCACCAAAUUCAGCUCCAGCUGUGCCUUAGCUUUCCUAAUUCUAUCUCUACAAAUCUGGGGCAGCGUCCCUGUAAUUCUCCCCUGGAUACCCAUAGAAUUAUGUGUGUUCACACUAUAAAUCUAGCUAGCACAGUUAAUGAGAUUAUUGGUAACCGUUCUUUGCCCAGUUGCAUGUUGUUUUCUAAUUUGAGAGAAUUUUUGAGAUAAUUUGUGAGAUAAAUAAUAAACAUAGAUAUUUUUUCUAAAUAGGUAUAUUUAUUAAUCUUUUCCAUUUUCUAAAUUUUAAAAUUCUCACACUGGCACUCACUUUUGGCUGAGCUAUCAAUGACAGGAAAGACUGGUGUCAGAUGUGUUUGGGGCAUCUGUCUUUCAGUCUGUAGUCUGUCCCUGUAUGUCACAUGCUGCAUAGGAGUGGGGAGCUGCAUUUCUUUUUGAAGGUUUAUGAAUGAUUAAUCUAGUGUUAAGUGAUCUGGGUAGCUAGUUUCUUAGCUGAUUAUUCAGGUAAAAGAUACUGAUUAUUCCUGUUCAUUUAGGUAGAAUGCAGUCUGAAGCAGUGAUGGCAUGUAGGGAAUCUGCAAUUCCGCUUGACAGCACUGUUAGAAAAAACAAAAUAUCUCUUAAGAGUAAUGGUUAGCAAUGGAUAUGAUUAUGGAGAUGAUGUGCAUAUAAAAAUAUACAUGUUCCUUAUACAGUGUAUGUUUUAAAUAUUUAAUUCCUUUUAAUUUGGCCUUUGGUCAGGGGGUAUUAUAUGAAUGAGAGGCUUAUGAUUUACAGUGGCUCCUUCCUUGCUUAGUGCUGCCUCUGCUUUGUGGCCAGUGUUUAGAGACGAAGUUCAGUGCAGUUUUCUUGUACACAUCACUGCUGUUAACACAGGCACUGUUUGUUAUGGGGUUUCUCACCAGAAGGUGUCAGAGUAGUUUUUCCAUUUUUAUUGCAUUGCAGCCUGCUCUCUACAAUGGUAACCCAGCAGAAUAAACCAGCAUAGUUUAGACUGCUUUGUGAAGAAACGGAAUAUAGCAUUUAAUUCUGUUGUCCAUUUUUUGAUGUAUUGUACUAAUGGAAGGGGAAGUUUUAUUCACACUACUUUUUCCAAAAUUAGAAGUAAUGACGUAGCACUGAACACAAAGUGCAGGAAGGAGCGAGGAAGCUGUAGUGGGUGCACUCAGGCUGUGGGCAGAAGAUAGGUACUCGAGAGGCCUGGGUUGUGCUGCUGGUAUUGUACAGAAAACAGGGUUGGGCUCCAGCUGUAGCAGUGUAAGAUCUUGUCACUGCCAUGGUGAUGAAGGUGGGGGGCAUUGGUUUGCCCAUGACUCAGUUACAGGAGUCCAAGCCUUGCAUAUUACUGCAACCCACCUCCACUAUGAUCUGUAAGGGAGGAAUGGUGGAGGUGUGCAUGGUUGUUUCAGGCUGUGUUCUCUGCUGCAGACACUGAUGUUCAGUGGUGGGCAAUUAAUCUUGGCUAGGUAACUAUUUCAGCUGUUGCAGCUGAAGUCCUUCCAGCUGCUAUUUGUCAUGUUUGUGGCUAAUCUUUCAGGUGUAUCUGAUCUGUGCAAGCCACCCAUCUAGAGAAUGUCAACCUAGGGAAUUGGUUGAUUCAGCUCUCCUUUUGGGACAUGCCAUCCCUUUGGCAGAGUGAAGAAGAAUGGAGGAAUCGAUUGAGGAUCAUAGACAAUUGAAUUAGGCAGACUAAUUCUGGCAGGUUGUUUAUUUUUUAGUAACUUGUCCUGAUUUAGCCACCAGAUGGGGUUUCUGAAGCAGUGGUUCCCAGUGGUAACCUGCUUAGUGCUGCCUGGGUGGUGGGACAGGUUGUCCAGGCUCUUGCUUUUGUGGUGGCCUUUGCCUGCACAGGUGAGGUUUGAGGUUCAGAGUGUGCGGUUGUGUACACAUGCCACGGUCUGGAAGCUGCUGCUAUACAUGUUUCUGAAAUAGAAAAGCGUGGAAUUAUUCUGAAAAGCAGCUGCUAUUUGUUGAUCUCAUUGUACUUAAAUAAAUGCUGCCUAAGCUUUCUAGUCACGAAGAGUAUCCCCUCUCCAUUGUAAUCAUGCGGUCCAUGUGUAUUCCUGACUUUGUGUGCUAUGGCAUGAUACAAUAAAUUAGUGAGACUUUAAUGACAGGGUUGGGAAGGUAAAAAAUCAAGAGGCUAUUGAUGUUCUUGGUAGUUGCUUUCAUCACAAAAGACAAGUCGGUAUUGUGCGUGGGUCGUUCCUGACACACAAGACCUGGGGGCAGUGGACUUCCUUCAGCUCUUUGGAGCAGGUGCCUCAGCGCGGGAGGUCUGGCCCCUGCCCCCAGGCACCGGAGGUCUGCGCUCCUGCUGCUGCACUACCUGUGUGUUUGUGCUUCUACUGGAGCUCACAAGGAGUGAAGGAAUAAAGGAAAAAGAGGAGCACGGAAGGAUGAUUGAAUCUCCUUUAUUCAAGUAAAUCUAGAGACCACUGAAAUGCGUGCUUUGGGGCCUUGUGUCAUUUGUACUGGAGGAUGGAUGUUUGAAACAAUUGUGCAUCUCGUCUCACCGUGCUGUAUUUUUCAGUUUGUAGAUCUGUGUUGUACCAAAAGACCUUAUUCAUUGCCUGCCCCCACCCCCUUUUUUUUUUUUCUCUUUUCCCCUCUUUUUCCCUUCCGCUUUGCCUUUCCUUUCCCCGGGAGCUUGCAGCCGCCGCAGGGCACAAAGCGUGCGGCCGCCUGCUCGGCCGGGGCCGGGCGCUGCGGCGGGGGCGGCCCCCCGCGGCCUCAGUGCCGACCGGCCCCUCCUGAAGGGCCGGGCGCGGCGCGGCCGCCAUUGGCGGCGGGAGCCCCGCCCGGCCCGGAGCGUCCCCGCCGUGUCCAGGCGACGGGCGGGCCGCGGGCCGUCCCGGUCUCCUCGGCGCCGGCGCCAUGAGCGGCCCGCGGCCGGGAUUUCUUGCAACCUACAAUAGCCUUACAGACAAACACCUGGCUGGAUAUUUCAGCAACACCAGGAUAAGACGACAUCUUCAGAGAUCAGGACUGAUCUCAAGGAGUGGAAGAAUAGUAUCCGAGAAAGAAUACCAGCUAAAUGCUAUGAGGAGGGAUCACCAAAGAUAUGUGCAGGAGUGCCUGGCUCACGCCAUUUUUCAUAAGGUCCUUGACAUGGAGAGACAUCAUCAGUUGGAAAUAAAAAGGAAACUUGAAAAUUCUGUGAGGAAGGAGAGGGUGCAGAAAAUCAAGGUGGAACAAUUCAGAAGAUUAGUGGAAGAUGCUAGCCCUAUGCGUUCCCCACAUCCACCACUUGGUCCAAGAAAUCGUUGUGGGUUCCGUUCUUCAGUGGCUGGAGAACCAGCUGGUCGCUCACAACUGAGGGCACCUGGACCUGUAGUUGGUUAUAAUGGUGGACAUCCUUCUCAUCAACACCAAUCCAAGGAGCCUGCGUUUUCUAAGGUGACUUCCUGGCGACCAAAUACAGCUCCAGGAAAUACGCAACACCCACAUCAACUCCAACCACUUCGCAGCUGUGCUGCAGUAGGUUCUGUACCAAAGACUUCAAGGCCUAAACAGAAGCGCCACACACUUGAACAUGAUCAGCAGUUUGCCGUUGGGGCGGAGAGGAGUGGGUUAAGACUUAUGAAUUCAGUGGAAUAUGUGACUGGUAUAUCCCCAUAUCAACUCCCAGUCAUUAACAGUUACAUGAUACCAGUGCCACCUCCCCCCUUGCAUAAGGGAGACAAGAGCAUAAAUGCUGUGAGAAAUGGGAUGCCCAGAGGGAGGCGAUUUCGUCCCACCACUGCACCAAAUGAUGUAGAGCAACUUUUAACAAAGAAUGCUGGAGGAUUCCCCAAGUCCCCAUUACGCAGCAAUGCAUUUGUUACCAUGGUUUUUCUAGGAAAAAGUGUGCAUUUAUCUCAUGAUGAUGCUGAUUACAGAGAUGAAAUCAAAGUCUAUCAGCAGCAUUGUGGAGGAGAAAACCUUUGUGUCUACAAAGGCAAGCUGUUGGAAGGAGAGACCUUCCAUUUUGUCUCAAAGAGGCACCAUGGUUUCCCAUUCAGCCUCACCUUUUUUCUCAAUGGGAUACAAGUGGACAGGCUGAGCUGUUGCUGUGAGUACAAACACCAGAAACGUUCCAGGCUGGGAGGCAGACAUGGAUACUUUGGGUUUCUCAAUGUGGAGGGAGCAUCUCCUUGCUACAGGUGCAUUAUUGCAAUGGGUCUGGACAAAAAGCCAUCCCCUCCCAAGAGAAAGAUGGAGGAAGACUAUGGGGAAAAGCAUGUGGGUCCCUGCGGAGCUGGAGUGCACAGUGAGCCAAGCAAAAGCAGCGUUGAGCAGAAAUCGAGCAUAGAUUCAGAGUUCAUCAUCUUACCAGGUCAUGAAGCAAGUGUGGAAACUAUUGAGGACAAAACGGAGACCAGACAGGAGUAUAAAGAAGAAGAAAGGAAAAAACUAUCUGAUCGUGAGAGUGAAGAUAGUCAGGAAGACACCGGUAAAAAUGAGUAUGAUGAAGAUUUUGAAGCAGUUGAAGAAGUUAAUGAAGAGGGACAGACUGGUGAUCAAAUGAAUGAAAUGUCAAAGUCGUCCUCAGAUGAUAAAAAACAUAAUUUAAACUAUGAAAAGGAGAGUAAAACCUCAUCACAGAAGUCAGUGCAGGCCUCUGACAGCGAGAAAGGUGAAAGUGGUGGGUAUUCUGUCAGUGACUCCGAGGAUGAUAAGCGAGGUCGGAGGUCUACACACUCACCUUCAUCCAUCAGUACUCAGUAUAGCAGUGAAGAUGACUCUCAUGUUGAAACGAUAAAAGACAAUGUUAAAGGCAAAGAGGAUCAUGAUUUCAAAAGGGCAUCUGAUAAUGCAGCACAUGCACAAUACGGAAAUGAGAAUGGGGAGAAUGAACUGCUCAGAAUGGAGGAAAAUCAGGAAACUUUUGUACUGGAAAAGGAAGGAAUAGAGGAAGCAGAAAAGGCAAAACCAGAAGAUCUAACAGCAAGGGAAGAUACUGGAAUUUUUCGUGAAAAUACAAUGGCAAUACAGCGCCAAAGUCCUAAUGUUAAUGGGGAACUCGAACAGGCUGAGUCAGUAGAAAGUAACGUAGGGGAAGAUGGGGAGAAGAAUACAAGUACCAGGAGGGGUGAUGGGGUGGAAGGUCUUCUAGUGCCUUUGGAAAGCAGUAUGACCCAAGUAGAGGAUAGUGAUGAAGAGUCUCCUCAGAGCAACAAAGGAAUUGUUUUUGAAGAUUUCAAACCAGUCCAGGAGGAAAUAGCAAAUGCAAUUGGAAAUGAUCACGAUGUGAAUUCUGAACCUGAAUCUAGCAAUUCCCAUACAGAUGAGGAAGAAGAGAACAUACCAAGUACAGAGUGUGAUGCUGCUGAAGCACCAGAUGGAGCUUUCUUGGCAGAAGCCACAAGAGCACUUGAUGCGCAAAAGGCAGCAGAGCAAGUGGUACAAGCGGGGUGGAUUGCAGGGGAGAGACACGCGCUGGAGAAGGAAGGUUUGGUUGCUGAGGGAGGAGAUGCUCGCACCGAAGAAGCAGGAGAAGAAAUGGCAUGGGCAGGAGAUCUGUUGCCCAAGGAGGACACAGUGGCCGCGCUGGAGGCAGAAGGCCAGCCUGCGGUGCUGGAGUCUGCACCUGAGGAGAGUGCUGUGGCAGAAGAUCCCCGUGGAAAGGGGGCAGGGAGGGGAAUGGUGUCUGGCAUAGAGGUGGCAGCUGGGUGGCAGGGGGCUCUGGUGGAGGGGACAGAGAGCGAGGCAGCACUGGGGGAGCAGGCACCCAGGGGAGAGAAGCUGGCAGGGGCACUGCUAGGGACAGGGGUGGCUGGAACGGUGUGCGAGCAGGUGGAGGUGGCUGGGGGCGCCUCUGAGGCAGAAGAGGCUGCGGAGGCAGCCCCCGAGGCAGGGGAGGCCGUCUGGGUGAUGGGGCCUCGGCUGCAGGUGGUGGCCGAGGCAGAGGGGCCCGCAGCGGAGGGAGGUUUUGCAGGGCAGGGCCUUGCGGCGGCUAUGCCUGAGGGAGAGGAGGCUGCGGAGGACGCCAGCCUGGCAGAGGGGGGCAUUGCCGGGGUGGUUGGCCCUGAAGGAGAAGAGCCCGUAGGGGAAGCCUUUUCUGAAUGGGAGGUGGCUGUGGAGAAGCCUGGGGCUCUCCUGGAAACAUUAGGGGACACAAACAUUUCCCCAGGAGCUGCAGUGCCCGGAGGACGAGAAGGCUUUGUAACAGCAGAUGAGUUUUCCCAGCUGAAAGCACCGGGGGAAGAGUGGGUGGAGGUGGGGAAAGUGGCCACAGGGGCAGCGACAUCUGAGAGUGGCGAGACAUCAGCGCUGGAAGGGAGCUCUGCCCCGAGAGCAGAGGAUGUGGUGGUGGAGCCUGGUGGGGGUCCUGUGUGGCAGGUGGCACCUGUGUUAGAGGCAGUGGUGGCUGCUGGCGGGGACCCCCUAAGCCAAGGGUCACCUCAGCUGGAGGAGACCGCUGCAGCGGAGAAGGAGGGCUCAGCAGAAUCCCUGUGGAGUGGAAACCCAUCUCUAGGCAGCAAAGCAAGGACAGACGGUGCGAUGGACGAUCGGCCUGAUGGAGGGGUGAGGGGAGUGUCCACCGAGCGAGCCAGGACAGAGGCAGGAGCUGGGGAGGUGGCGGCGGCCGGAGCGCUGGGCCCUGGGGAGCUGGCGGUGGGGCCGGGGGGGUCUCCUGCGGAGGGGGUGUUGGGCAGCACGGUGCUGCCUGCCCCGGGGCUGCGUGUGAGCGGGGCGAUGGUGGCAGGGGAGGUGGGCGGCCAGGCAGGGCGUGGGGCUGUGGCCGAGGCAGCGGCAGGGGGGGCGGCAGUGGCUGCCGGCGAU